Molecule: messenger RNA, 4760 nt
Organism: Onychostoma macrolepis
Lineage: Eukaryota; Metazoa; Chordata; Actinopteri; Cypriniformes; Cyprinidae
Gene: six4a
Product: SIX homeobox 4a
Exons: 3
Coding region: 398-2296 (632 amino acids)
Biological process (GO): regulation of transcription by RNA polymerase II
Cellular component (GO): nucleus; transcription regulator complex
Molecular function (GO): RNA polymerase II cis-regulatory region sequence-specific DNA binding; DNA-binding transcription factor activity, RNA polymerase II-specific
Source: RefSeq, a predicted model, not a curated record
AAUGUCUGUGUCUUUUGAAGUGUCUGUUGUAUGAACAGUCUGAGUCUGUUAAGCUCAAAGUAAACACACGGGAGCACACAAAAGCCUCGAAUGAGAUUUCACCUACAGCGCAGGUGAGCUGCGGGAGCGCGUCACGGCUGAGUGACAGCUUCAUUUCAAUGUGUUCGCCUCGAAGCUGCGUUCGCCCCGCCCCUUUCGAAAUUUCGUGUAGCCAAUCAUGUGUGUCCCCCUCAAACUAUCGGGCUGAGAAGUCACGCUGCUGGAGCGAAAGGGGAAAGCUAUCCACUUACAAAGACACCCGAUAUCACUCGCAUGGCGCACGGGUAACCUGAUCAGCUUUGGGCAGAAACGAGGCGGGGUGACGGACUAAAGGAAUCUGAGGUGAAGAAUAAAAACAAUGUCUGUUUCCUCCAGUGAAGUGACAGUGGCAGGCGAGAUCAAAAAGGAAAAUGUGAAGUACACGGAGCCUCUCGAGAGCUCCACGGACAGUCGGGGGCACGUCAAACUCCUGGCUCUGGACACUCCGGUGGCCACCAGGAUGCUCGUCGGGCAGACCUCUCCACCGGAGCGCAAGAUGCCCACUAUGGACUCUUUGUCUGCGCACACUUCACCCGCAGCAACGGCGACCUCUUUGGCUUUUUCACCGGAGCAGGUUGCGUGUGUUUGCGAGGCUCUUCAGCAGGGGGGCAACGUGGAUCGACUCGCCCGGUUUCUGUGGUCUCUCCCGCAGAGCGACUUACUGCGGGGUAACGAGAGUAUCCUCCGCGCUCAGGCGCUGGUGGCCUUCCACCAGGCGCGCUACCAGGAGCUUUAUAGCAUCUUGGAGAGUCACAGCUUCAGCCCUUCGUGCCACUCUGCCCUGCAGGACUUAUGGUACAAAGCCCGGUACACGGAGGCGGAGAAGGCCCGCGGUAGACCGCUGGGCGCAGUGGAUAAAUAUCGCCUGCGACGGAAGUUUCCCCUGCCCCGGACCAUCUGGGAUGGAGAGGAGACGGUGUACUGCUUCAAAGAGCGCUCCAGGAAUGCUCUGAAGGACCUCUAUAAGCAGAACCGGUACCCGUCCCCGGCCGAGAAGAGGAAUCUGGCCAAGAUCACAGGACUGUCCCUCACACAGGUCAGCAACUGGUUCAAAAACAGAAGGCAGAGAGACAGAAACCCGUCAGAGGCGCAGUCCAAAAGUGAGUCAGAUGGAAAUCACAGUACGGAGGAUGAGAGCAGUAAAGGUCAGGAUUCUCUGUCCCCGUGUCCGAUGUCGACCUGCAGUGAUGGGACUGUGGGUAAUGCAGUUGUGUCUCUCUGCUCUGGAGCUCUGGAGGCCGGGGUCAUCAUCCAGCAGGUUGGAGACAGCAGGAACUCUGUCUCGCCACCAUCCGUCAUCUUUAACGGAGUCUCAGUCAACACUCCCACCUCUGUUUUCCACAACGGCACCCCUUCAUUUCUCUCCACCACAGGACACGUCCUCUUCAGUGGCAUGAACUUGGGACUCCAGUCCCUGGCUUGCAGAUCAGCGGCAGAUGUGGAGAUGGAUGGUGCAGGAGAGGAUAAACCGGUAACGGCAGACCCUGCACUGGCAUACACCUCGUUUCACUGCACUGUGAAUGGGACAGAUGUAGAGGUGAAAGCAGAGGAUGUGAGGCAGGAUGUGUCAGUUCAGGACCAGACCACAUCUAUUAGCUCGGCAUUCAAUGUGACUCCAUCUGACAGCUUGCAGCUUGAAGGUUACAACUUGGUUUCUGAAGGCAAUGGGACCUCGCUGCUCAGCAACAAGGUGGUACUUCCUUCCUUGCAACUCUCAUCAUCUUCUUCACCCUCAUCAGGCGUUGUUGAUGGCAGUUCUCCUGCUCCCACCUCUCUGUGCCACAACCAGGUAGAGGAGCAGGACAGGCUGCAGCUGACCUCUCUUGACCCCAGCACAGCACUCUACGGCCUGGCUAGUGUACACACACUGUCUGCUGUGAAGAAGGAACCUAUGGAGACUCCUGGUGGAUACCUUUACCACCUGGGUUACAAUCCUGACCCCACCCACAGCUCCCCCACCUCACUUAACACAACCAUGACAACCACCCAACAAGACUACACCACUCUCACAGUGAGCAGAUCCUUACUCGCCCAAACAGACCUUACCGGUGAGUUCAGAGGUCAUGAUGCCCAGAUGACCUCAAACCUAAAUGGAGACUUCCUAUGUGCGGUUUCAGAGGGAGGGAAGGGCGAGAUGAGCGAAAUGGAGGAUGUAGGGGGAAAACAAUUGACAAAUCUAAAAACAGUGCAUAUAGAAGAAGAGAUGACUGACCUUUGAAUUUAAGUGGAGAAGGAGGUAAAAUCACAACAUUAUUUUGAAAUAUUGAUUGAGGGUUUUUGAUGUUUUCAGCCUCUGAAUGUUUUGAUGGGUUUUUUUAAGUAUUAAAUUAUUUUGGCAAAUCUGUCACUUGGUUUGACUCCAGUUUGGUUUGGAGAAUCUAUGCAAAGUCAUAUUUGAAGAACACAGUUUUUGAAAGUGUUUUUUUCCUUUUCCUCUUUCUCUCUAUUUCCACACACAGGUACCUUUUCAGCUAUACUCUAUAAGUAUAACAGAGGUUUUCAAACUGGGUCCAGAGAGGUCUACAAGAGAGUGCUAGGAGGUCCAUAGACAUUAUUAUUGUUUCAUUCUGGCUGAAAAGUCAGAGAUUAAUUACAAUCAUUUUAUUAUUUUUAAUUAUUUUAUGCUUUGUUUCUCUACAUCUAACAAAACUGAUAUGUAGAAAAAGGAAACAGAGUAUCAUAAUAGAAACUUAGUAUGUUCCAGAUAAUAUUUUAUACACCCUUAAAUGUAUUUUUAUUUUUCACAGUAGAAAUUGGGUCUUUAUACACAAACGUAUAUAGCUGCCUUUUAUAUUUUAGGAUUGGUCUCCUAUGCUAUGGGAAUAAUCAUUUGGGAAUCCAUGGUAUCAAAAAGUUUGAAAACCCCUGGUAUAUAAAAGAAGAUUUUUAUUCCAUAUUCCUCUACAUUUUUAAGCAUCCUUGAGCUUGGGAAAGGCGCUAUAUAAAUUGAACAUAUUAUUAUUAUUAUUAUUUCAUACUAUUUUAAGUGUUUACAUGCAUUUUUGAACUACAAGUACCAGACAGCUCUCAUUUUCUCUCUGUCGCACCCUCUAUCUCUCUUCCUCUCACAGUGGGGAGUGUAGACGUAUGUGUGUUUUAUGAGAGUCACCUGCUAGUUUCUGCCAAGAAGAGUUGAGUUUAGCAGACAGGUGGACGUCUGGUCAUGUGUCAUUUGAGUCAGACCUUAAAGGUCACCUCCCUAUGGAAACACACAUGCACAGACACACUUUAUUCACAUGCAGAUUAAAUACAAAAUCUGUGACAAUCUUUGUGGCAUUGUUAUGGUCAUUACAUUGCCUACAGCUUCCAAUUGCAUUAAUAAUAGGUAAAUAAUAUGUAUUGUAGACAAUACAAAUAUAAAUACAAAUACACAAUGUUUGCUUAUACAAAUUAAAGUACUAAUCUAAUCGAAUGCUUGUCACAGAUGCUGCAACAGAUGUUGUACGACUGUCAAAGUUUCGGGUAUUAUCUGUGCACAAAAUAUGCUAAGAACUGCUUGUUUCAUUUGAAAUGCAAACUGUUUUCAGACAGAAAUAUGGGUAACUUAAACCUGCAGGUCAUUCAAAAUAGUGAAAGCAAUUGUUUUCCUAAUGGAUUUGAUUAAACUUACCAUCUGGGUUUUACAAUGAUCCAUCCCUGCAAGCAUACAAUGAGAAUUUGCUGUCAAAACUAAUAUCACCUAAAAAGCAAUAACAAGCAAUAAGAAAAAUCAUGCUUUUAAUUUAUACUGUACAUGUCAGCACAGUUGUAAAUGUGAAAAAACUUUAUAUGAUAUGUGAGUGAGUUGUAUGUUUGUAUAUGGAAGAGUGUGUGUUUUUGGUUACAGUAGUUUUUGGUUUUGAGUUUGUUUUUUGUGCUGCCUUGCUUUCUGAGGCUCAACGUUUGAUUGGUCUUCAGGUUGCCUGUCAUUUUUUUAUUGUUAUUGGUGCUGGUUUGACAUCUGCAGUAUUUAACUCCAUGACGAAAGCUAUGCAGCCAUUCUGGGAAUGAGAAAUGAAUGAAAAGUCUCCUACCGGAUUAUCAGAAAUUAAAGGGAUAUACGUGUGAAAUGAGCUAACGUAUGGCUGUAAAUAUAUGAGCAAAAAUCAAAACAGCCUUGUGAAUAAUGUUUUAGCAUGGAGAAAAAUGUUAAAGUUAUGUAUUUUUCUAAAAAAAUAAAAAUAAAUAAGAAGCACAAAAAGUGAUUCAUUAAAUAUUUAUACUGGAAAAACAGCCUCAUUCGAGUGAUUUCAUUCAUGACUAAGAGAUCUUGUAAACUUUCGACAUAGAUUUGUUUGCAUUUUCAUGUUAUGUCUGCAGUGGAUGUUAAAUAUUCAGACGGACGGGAAACAUGCAAAUAAAAAGAUUUAAGUAGCCAGGGAGGGGAGGGAAGCAGAGACCUGAUACAGAAAGGCCAGGCCGGGUGCUGGAAAAUCAGCGGUGAUCGUUUGCACAUGCCUGGUGGUCUGGAGCUUGUUAGCAAGCUGCUCUUGUCUCAGACUCUAAAUUCAAAUAAACAGGAGGGCGAUUUCUGGAGGCCCUGCUGUCUCCUGUUAGGGGGGUCCAGAAGGAGGCAGAGAAACAGACAGAGAAAUUCUCUCUGAUUUGUAAAUGACUGUUACAGAUGGCACUGAUGUGUGAUUCUCAAACGCAACGCUACAGGAUUUAAAAAAAUUAGCAUUUCCUGAAAAUGUACUUUCUUU